This is a messenger RNA of Oryzias melastigma (Indian medaka), 1544 nucleotides long. RefSeq names its product tubulin alpha chain. Gene Ontology annotation, biological process: microtubule cytoskeleton organization; mitotic cell cycle. The record is from RefSeq and is a predicted model, not a curated record. Lineage: Eukaryota; Metazoa; Chordata; Actinopteri; Beloniformes; Adrianichthyidae. The transcript has 4 exons. Gene Ontology annotation, molecular function: GTP binding; structural constituent of cytoskeleton. Gene Ontology annotation, cellular component: cytoplasm; microtubule. The coding region runs from base 141 to 1490 and encodes 449 amino acids.
CCCGCUGGAAAUUCAAACCACUGAUAGCCACGCCCCUCUCCAUAGGUAUAAAUAGGAGUGGGUGUUCUUCCGCUCACAGACCGCCUUUGGAGCUCGAAUCUUCAACUUCGAACGACAGAGGAAGAACUGCUCUCUGAAUCAUGCGUGAAUGUAUCUCUAUGCAUGUCGGCCAAGCCGGCGCCCAGAUGGGCAAUGCCUGCUGGGAGCUCUACUGCUUGGAGCAUGGCAUCCAGCCUGACGGGCAGAUGCCCAGUGAUAAGACCAUCGGAGGAGGAGACGACUCGUUUAACACCUUCUUCAGUGAGACUGGAGCCGGCAAGCACGUUCCCAGAGCGAUAUUUGUGGAUCUGGAGCCGACUGUCAUUGAUGAGGUCCGAACAGGAACCUACCGCCAACUGUUCCACCCGGAGCAGCUGAUCACCGGCAAGGAGGAUGCGGCCAACAACUACGCCCGCGGCCACUACACUGUGGGGAAAGAAAUCAUCGACCUGGUGCUGGACCGGACUCGCAAACUGGCUGACCAGUGCACCGGGCUGCAGGGCUUCCUGAUCUUCCACUCCUUUGGAGGAGGAACCGGCUCCGGCUUCACCUCUCUGCUGAUGGAGCGCCUCUCUGUCGACUACGGCAAGAAGUCUAAGCUGGAGUUUGCCGUGUACCCGGCUCCUCAGGUGUCCACGGCGGUGGUGGAGCCCUACAACUCCAUCCUGACCACCCACACCACCCUAGAGCACUCGGACUGUGCCUUCAUGGUGGACAACGAGGCCAUCUACGACAUCUGUCGCAGGAACCUGGACAUCGAGCGUCCUUCCUACACUAACCUGAACAGGCUGAUCGGGCAGAUCGUGUCUUCCAUCACCGCCUCCCUACGCUUUGAUGGCGCCCUGAAUGUGGACCUCACGGAGUUCCAGACUAAUCUGGUUCCGUAUCCACGCAUCCACUUCCCUCUGGCCACCUAUGCCCCUGUGAUAUCUGCAGAGAAGGCCUACCACGAGCAGCUAUCUGUCGCAGACAUCACCAACGCCUGCUUUGAGCCGGCCAACCAGAUGGUGAAGUGUGAUCCUCGCCACGGCAAGUACAUGGCCUGCUGCCUGCUGUACCGCGGUGACGUGGUGCCCAAAGACGUCAACUCUGCCAUCGCCACCAUCAAGACCAGGCGCAGCAUCCAGUUCGUGGACUGGUGUCCUACAGGUUUCAAGGUGGGCAUCAACUACCAGCCACCAACCGUGGUUCCUGGAGGAGACCUGGCUAAGGUGCAGAGGGCGGUCUGCAUGCUGAGCAACACCACCGCCAUCGCAGAGGCCUGGGCCCGCCUGGACCACAAGUUCGACCUGAUGUAUGCCAAGAGGGCCUUCGUCCACUGGUACGUGGGGGAGGGCAUGGAGGAGGGGGAGUUCUCCGAGGCUCGAGAGGACAUGGCCGCUCUGGAGAAGGAUUACGAGGAGGUGGGGACCGACAGUGUUGGAGAGGAGGAUGAGGGAGAAGAGUACUGAAGUGUCUCAGAUUUGUUUCAUGUUUGUGAUAAUAAAGUUUUCUUGAGGCAAAAA